Gracilinanus agilis (Agile Gracile Mouse Opossum) is the source of this 2353-nucleotide messenger RNA. It is a transcript of the gene SLC8B1, whose product is annotated as solute carrier family 8 member B1. Gene Ontology annotation, biological process: intracellular calcium ion homeostasis; calcium export from the mitochondrion. Lineage: Eukaryota; Metazoa; Chordata; Mammalia; Didelphimorphia; Didelphidae. Gene Ontology annotation, molecular function: calcium:sodium antiporter activity. The coding region runs from base 263 to 1873 and encodes 536 amino acids. Gene Ontology annotation, cellular component: membrane. The transcript is spliced from 16 exons. The record is from RefSeq and is a predicted model, not a curated record.
GAAGAACGGGGAGGAGGCAGUGGAGUCCGGCCCGGGAGAACUUAGAGUCGGGGGCCAUGCGAGCCGGAGGAGAUUGAGAAAUACUCGUCCCCUGCACGUGAUAGAAGAGGAGGAAAAAGCCUUCUUCCUGCUCCCUAGAAUGUUCUCUUCUCUUUUCCCCUCUCCCCAGGCUGUUGGACCUGCCAGCCUGUGAAAGCCGAGGAUUCAGCCUCUGAGGGUUAGGGCAGCAGGAAGCCCCAUCCCUCCUGCUGUACAGGAAGGAAUGAAUAUCACAGCAGAUAGAGACUGCAGGGAGGUGAGCCGCCUGAACGACUCCGUGAAGUGUCUCUUUAUCCUGACCAACCCAGACUGCCAGAUCGAUGGUGGCUAUUUCGACUACCUCCGUGCCAUCUUCUGCCUCUUCCCCCAGAACCUUCUGCCCUUGGCAGUCACCCUCUAUGUGUUCUGGGUCCUCUAUCUCUUUCUGAUCCUUGCAGUAACAGCUGAGAAGUUUUUCUGCCCCAACUUGUCAGCGAUCUCUACCACCUUGAAGCUUAGCCACAAUGUGGCUGGCGUCACCUUCUUGGCCUUCGGCAAUGGUGCCCCCGAUGUCUUCAGUGCAAUAAUAGCAUUCUCCAAUUCCCGGACAGCUAGCCUGGCUAUUGGGGCUCUCUUUGGCGCUGGUGUGCUGGUCACCACUGUAGUGGCUGGUGGUAUUGCCAUCAUCCGGCCCUUCACAGCAGCCUCCAGGCCCUUCUUCAGAGACAUCAUCUUCUACAUGGUGUCUGUUUUCCUGACCUUCACUGUGCUCUACAGAGGCAGAAUCACCCUGGCUUGGAGCCUAGGUUACCUGGGCUUCUACGUCUUCUAUGUGUCUACUGUUCUCCUCUGCACCUGGCUCUAUAAGCGGCUGAAUGUGGCAGCGGUCACCCCCUCCCUUCUUGAUUUCCCAGAGUUGCAGGUGGAUUCUGAGGACGGAAACUCUUCCGUGUUCAACAGCUAUGAUUAUGGGGAAGAGUACAGACCCCCUCUCUACUAUGAGGAGACCACCCUGCGCAUCCUGAUUCGGGCCCUCAACCCCCUGGACUACCACAAGUGGAAGCGGAAACCUUGGCACUGGAAGCUCCUGAAGAUCCUCAAGAUGCCGGUGGAGUUUCUGCUGCUGCUCACUGUGCCCACUGUGGACCUGGACAAGAAUGAUCAGAACUGGAAACGGCCCCUCAACUGCCUUCAUCUGUUCACGGGUCCUUUGGUCUGUGUCCUGACCCUGCACUCUGGAGUCUACGGCUUCUACGAGAUCAAGGGCCUCUUCCCCGUCUGGGGCAUCAUAGUGCUGCUGGGCACCUUAUUUGCCUCCAUUACCUUCUUCGCUACCUCCAAUGACCAGCCUCCUCGGUUUCACCAGAUCUUUGCAUUCCUGGGCUUCUUUGUCAGUGCCCUUUGGAUCAAUGUGGCGGCCACUGAAGUGGUGAACAUCCUGCACACACUGGGCAUCAUCUUCCAUAUCAGUGACACUGUCUUGGGGCUGACUCUGCUUGCCUGGGGGAACAGCAUUGGUGAUGUCUUCUCGGAUCUCACCCUGGCACGACAGGGGUACCCACGGAUGGCCUUCUCAGCUUGCUUUGGGGGCAUCAUCUUUAAUAUGCUCAUCGGUGUGGGCCUGGGCAGUGUGCUCGAGAUCUCCAGAAACCACAUGGAAGUGAAGCUGGAGUCAAAUGAACUGCUGACCUGGGUCUUGGCCGGAGCCCUGGGGCUCAGUUUGCUGUUUACCUUCAUCUCGGUCCCUGUCCAAUGCUUCCAACUGAGCAGAGUCUACGGGUUCUGCCUUAUCUUCUUCUACCUGAAUUUCCUCGUUGUGGCGCUCCUCACCGAGUUUGGGGUGAUUCACCUGUGAGCUAGGGGAAGGACACUAGCCAGCUGGUGAAAGGGCGCUCCUCCCUCCUGUGAGGGGAGCGGGAGGCAGAAGUGCAGGUGAGUGAGCCCCCCAUGGUGGUUUCUAGUGCUUCUCUCCACCCAAGGGAGAAGCAGGGAUGGAACUCUGUUUUCUGAAGCCAGAAACCCCAUGGGAUGAAGAACAGGACCUGGGACCGAAGGGGUUGGUGGCUAGCCAGGGGCUUGGCUGCUCGAGGAAACUGGGAGCAGCUCCCCUGGGCAGGGUGCCCCAGCCUGAAGAAAAGGAAACAGUCCUGCCCGGCUCUCCUCGUCAUUGUUAAAACAUCAUCUGAUUCUUCAGCCUGUAAGGAAUCCAGACGUCCGCCGCCCUGGGACACCCCACUCUUGGGUUCAGGCUUGUCUGUGGACAAGAAGUUCCCGCAGUUGACGUGAGGCCUGAAGACCUGUUGUAAUUAAAAGGGCUUCAGUGUCCCUGUGGACA